UGCCAAAAACUAGAUGACUCUUACCCAGUGGUGAAUACCAAUUAUGGCAGACUGAGGGGGAUCAAAAAGGAACUAAGUAAUGAAAUCUUGGGCCCGGUAAUCCAGUAUCUUGGUGUACCAUAUGCUGCUUCACCAACAGGAGAACGUCGUUUCCAACCUCCUGAACCCCCUUCUUCUUGGUCAGAAGUACGAAAUGCUACCCAUUUUGCGCCAGUCUGUCCCCAGAAUAUACAUGGUAUGUUGCCAGAUGUUAUGCUCCCUGUGUGGUUUACUACCAACUUGGAAGUAGUUGCAUCUUACGUCCAAGAACAGAAUGAAGAUUGCCUCUUUUUAAACAUAUAUGUGCCUACAGAGGAUGGUCCCCUUGCAAAGAAACAGGCUGAUGAUUUAGGUGAUAAUGAUGGCGCAGAAGACGAAGAUAUUCGUGAUAGUGGACCAAAACCUGUAAUGGUCUUCAUCCAUGGUGCAUCAUACAUGGAAGGCACAGGAAAUAUAUUUGAUGGAAGUGUACUAGCAAGUUAUGGCAAUGUCAUAGUCAUCACAGUGAACUACCGGCUUGGUGUUUUAGGAUUUUUAAGUACUGGAGACCAAGCCGCUAAAGGAAAUUAUGGGCUUCUUGAUCAAAUACAAGCAUUACGAUGGAUUAGUGAAAACAUAGCUUUCUUCAGCGGCGAUCCAUUAAGAAUAACUGUUUUUGGAUCUGGCGCUGGUGCUUCUUGUGUCAAUUUGUUGACUUUAUCCCAUUAUUCUGAAGGCCUUUUUCAGAGAGCAAUAGCACAAAGUGGUACUGCUUUGUCCAGCUGGGCAGUCAGCUAUCAGCCAGCAAAGUUCGCAAGGCAGUUGGCCACAAAAGUUGGCUGCAACAUGACAGAUACCAUUGGCUUGAUUGAAUGUUUACGUUCUAAACAGUACAAGGAACUGGUUGAACAAGACAUACAGCCUGCAAGAUACCAUAUUGCCUUUGGACCAGUCAUUGAUGGAGAUGUUAUACCAGAUGACCCUCAGAUUCUAAUGGAACAGGGUGAAUUCCUUAACUAUGACAUCAUGCUGGGAGUAAAUCAAGGUGAGGGAUAUAAAUUUGUUGAAAACAUAGUGGACAACGAGGAUGGUGUUUCAGCCAGUGAUUUCGACUUUGCUGUAUCUAAUUUUGUGGAUAACUUGUAUGGUUAUCCUGAAGGCAAGGAUGUCCUAAGGGAGACCAUCAAAUUCAUGUACACAGAUUGGGCGGACCGACAUAAUCCAGAAACACGGAGGAAAACAUUGUUGGCUUUGUUUACUGACCACCAGUGGGUGGCACCAGCAGUGGCUACAGCUGACCUACAUUCAGGGUUUGGUUCACCUACUUUCUUCUAUGCCUUUUACCAUCACUGCCAGAGUGACAUGAUGCCAGCUUGGGCUGAUGCAUCUCAUGGAGAUGAAAUUCCUUAUGUGUUUGGGGUUCCAAUGAUUGGUGCUACUGAACUUUUCCCAUGUAAUUUCUCCAAAAAUGAUGUCAUGCUAAGUGCUGUUGUGAUGACCUACUGGACCAACUUUGCAAAAACAGGUGACCCAAAUCAACCAGUUCCUCAGGAUACUAAAUUUAUCCACACCAAGCCAAAUCGUUUUGAAGAAGUUGCCUGGUCAAGGUAUUCCCAGAAAGAUCAACUUUACCUGCACAUUGGAUUGAAACCACGUGUUAAGGAGCAUUAUAGAGCUAAUAAAGUCAACUUAUGGUUGGAGCUGGUUCCUCAUUUACAUAGCUUGAAUGACAUUUCCCAGUAUACUUCUACAACCACAAAGGUUCCAUCAGAGAUUACGAUCAGACCAUCAAAGAAGUGGUCUGUUACCACUAAACGUCCCGUGACAUCAGUCUUUCCUACUGUCAAACAGGAUGACCAGAAGCAUUCAGCUGGUCCUUUCUUGGUUGAUCAAAGGGACUAUUCAACAGAGUUAAGUGUUACUAUUGCUGUUGGAGCUUCCUUAUUGUUUUUAAAUAUCCUUGCCUUUGCAGCAUUGUAUUAUAAGAAAGACAAAAGGAGGCAUGAUGUUCAUCGAAGAUGCAGCCCUCAACGUAACACCACUAAUGACCUAACUCAUUCACAAGAAGAAGAAAUUAUGUCCCUACAGAUGAAGCACACUGAUCACGAAUGCGAUUCCAUCCAUCCACAUGAGGUUGUUCUGCGGACAGCCUGUCCUCCGGAUUAUACAUUAGCAAUGAGGCGAUCUCCAGAUGAUAUCCCUUUAAUGACACCGAAGACCAUUUCAAUGAUUCCAAAUACCUUACCAGGAAUGCAGCCUCUCCACACGUUCAACACAUUUACUGGGGGACAAAACAACACCCUUCCGCACCCUCAUCCCCAUUCACAUUCAACAACUAGGGUAUAGCCAAGCAAGGAUUUGAAGAAAAAAGAGCAG
Messenger RNA from Hypanus sabinus (Atlantic stingray), 2394 nucleotides. RefSeq names its product neuroligin 1 (gene nlgn1). Gene Ontology annotation, biological process: synaptic vesicle endocytosis; chemical synaptic transmission; modulation of chemical synaptic transmission. The record is from RefSeq and is a predicted model, not a curated record. Lineage: Eukaryota; Metazoa; Chordata; Chondrichthyes; Myliobatiformes; Dasyatidae. Gene Ontology annotation, cellular component: postsynaptic specialization membrane; cell surface; synapse. Gene Ontology annotation, molecular function: signaling receptor activity; neurexin family protein binding. The coding region runs from base 238 to 2364 and encodes 708 amino acids. The transcript is spliced from 6 exons.